GGUGUUUCCAUGGUAACUACGGAGCCUCUGAACGUCCAAAUGGGUCAUAUCUGAUGACCGUGACAAGACGACAUUGAUCCAGAAUCGUUACUGUUCAUAAACUGAAUUGAAUCUAAGAAAGAUGCAGACGUCCCACAGAUCUGUUCAAUACGUCGUCGUCCUGUUUUUCAUCGUCUUCACAAUCGUCCAGAGUCAAGAGAGCGAGAGUCGUCGAGCCGUCUCCGAACACCAGCUGAUGCACGACCGCGGCCGAAGCAUCCAGAGUCUGAAGAGGCUCAUCUGGCUCUCCGGCGCCAUCGAGGGGCUGCACACGGCACAGACCCGCGCCGCCGUCCUCAGCCCCCCCGACAUCCUGGACCUGCAUCUGAACCCGGCUGCAGGAAACCCCCAGCCCAAAUGGGUGCAGAAGAUACUGAGGGACUUAUUAACCCCCCACCUAAAAGAAUAAAACAUUAAAAACACUCCUGAAGGUGUUCAGCUGCACAUGGAACUGAACACUGGUGCGAAGGCUUUGGCUUCUGGGUUGUAAUUUUAUUUAUUCCGAUGUUUAUUUUUAAAAAA
Sphaeramia orbicularis (orbiculate cardinalfish) is the source of this 561-nucleotide messenger RNA. It is a transcript of the gene pth4, whose product is annotated as parathyroid hormone 4. The transcript has 3 exons. NCBI's taxonomy places the organism in Eukaryota, Metazoa, Chordata, Actinopteri, Kurtiformes, Apogonidae. Gene Ontology annotation, cellular component: extracellular region. The coding region runs from base 122 to 448 and encodes 108 amino acids. Gene Ontology annotation, molecular function: hormone activity. Gene Ontology annotation, biological process: bone mineralization. The record is from RefSeq and is a predicted model, not a curated record.